CGGGUAUACCAGGACGGAAACAUAAAUAAAGGCUAAAUGAAAAACUCCCAACUGUAUCAUGUUCAUUGAUACUAUACUAUGUAAAUUAGCUAUGAAGAAAAAAGCACGUUGAACGCGUAUUGUAAAGAGAGGUGCCCUGGUUCAGUCCGGCUACCACCAGGGAGAGGAACUAAGUGAAGCAGCAUGUCUAGUGAGAAUGAGUCUUGCUGGUCUGGGAAUGGAUCUGUUGGCACACUCACGUGUCUCCUCCUGGCAUGGGAGGACUGGGUGGGCCUGAGUAACCUGGAGGACUACCUCAGCUUCCUGGAUUACCUGCUCUGGGUGUUUACCCCACUGGUCAUCGUCUUCAUCCUGCCCUUCCUCAUCGUCAUCCUCCUCUAUCUAUCCAUCCUCUUCCUCCACGUGUACAAGCGCAAGAACCAGCUGCGGGAGGCCUACUCCAACAACCUCUGGGACGGAGCGAGGAAAACGCUGGCGACCCUGUGGGACGGACAUGGCGCUAUAUGGCAUGGUUAUGAAGUACAUGGUUUAGAAAAGAUCCCAGACAAAGGUCCCGCCCUCAUCGUCUACUAUCAUGGAGCUAUUCCUAUUGACUACUACUACUUCCUUGCCAGAGUCAUCAUUCAGAAGGGCCGCACGUGUCACUCGGUCGCUGAUCACUUCCUGUUCAAGGUCCCAGGCUUUAAGCUGCUGCUGGAAGUGUUCAGUGUGAUCCAUGGGCCGCAGGAGGAGUGCGUGAAGGCACUGCUCAGCGGCCACUUGCUGGGCAUCUCGCCCGGAGGGGUGCGGGAGGCCCUCUUCAGCGACGAGACCUACCCCCUGCUCUGGGGCAAACGCAAGGGCUUCGCGCAGGUGGCCAUCGAUUCCAAAGUGCCAAUUAUUCCCAUGUUUACUCAGAAUGUUCGGGAGGGAUUCCGCUCUCUGGGAACAUUAAAAUUUUUCAGAUGGUUGUACGAGCGGUUUCGUCUGCCAAUCGCGCCUGUGUACGGAGGAUUCCCGGUCAAAUUCCGCACUUACUUAGGCGAUCCCGUUCCGUACGAUCCCAAACUCACCGCGGCCGAAUUAGCAGAAAAGGUACAGGCGGCGGUUCAAGGACUUAUCGACAGACACCAAAAGGUUCCAGGGAGCAUCCUUUGGGCUCUGCUAGAGCGAUUCCACACAAGGCCCAAAGGGGAAUAGCACCUGGACAUUUUGGGCUUCUUCUGGAGUGAUUUCACGGCAGGCUCAAAGUGGAACAGCAUGUUGACUUUCUCUCAGGCCUCUAAACAAAACACUAUUUACAACUCUUAUUCCCAGCAUCAUUUAACAGGAGACAGUGUUAUCAAAUUAAUAUAUUGCUGUAUUAUAUUUUGAUGUCACUGAUAUUGAAACCUGGUGCAUAAUUAUUGGAAAAAAUGUCACCAGACAGGCAUAUUUUGUAGUGGUGUGUGUUUGUAUUGUUGUUCCUUGUCUUGUGCGUGUGCGCGUGUGUGUGCGCGUGUGUGUGCGCGUGCGUGUGUGCGUGCGUGUGUGUGUGUGGCUUUUAAUCUGUGAAUCACUUGCACUCUUGGAUCUGUCUGAAGGACCACUGCCAAAACAACUUGGUCCCAAGGGGCCUUUUGAUUAACUUUAUAUCUGUGAGAAAACUGUUUUUGUUACAUGGUAGCAUGAGUACUUUCUUCCAUAAAAUGAAUAUGUAAUAAUUCAAGAUCAAAGUGGAUUAGUUAGUACUUUUAAAUACUUUUCCCCCUAAUUAUGCAUACUGUGAUUUUCUUGAGAGCCAGUAAGAACAUUUAAGUAAACAGAGAGAAAGAAAGCGUAUCUUUCAUUGAGAGGUUGCUUGUUGGAGCUUCAUACAUCAGGAUCAUAGUUUGGUUUUGGUGAUUGUCUUCGUAUUCAUGCAGUUGAUUUGCCCGUGGCCCCUGACAGGUUCGGAAGGUACUGGGUACUUGCUAAGCUCUCGAAGCCUCUGUAAUACUGCAGUAAGUUAAAUGUUACAUGAAUUGUCUAAAUAUAUGCAUACUAAUCACAUAAGCCUAAACAUUACUGGAAUCAGUUCUUUGGGCUUAUGACAGAAAACGGAUGAGUAGUUGAGCUUUAAAGGUCACUGGUUGUGAAAAUCCAUCCACAUGUACCUGUUUCUUGUUGAAGCACUUUGACUGGAAUAGCUAUUUGGAUUUAUCUCUGAGUUGCUGUCCCUGAACCAUCUGUCCAUCUGUUGAAAGAACACAUUGUCUAGAGAUGCGUUUUAACGGCAGCUAACGGGCGUGUUCCGCACGACUGUGUUGCCGUUGAUGGAUUGGUCUGAUGUUGAAGAGCAAACUCUGUGCAUUAAUUGUAAAUGAAACAUGCAAAGACGUUGUAAAUAAUAAUUAAAAAAAGUUUUUAAUAUAAUAUUUUGGUCAAUUUUUGCUCAUUUCGUAUGCAUAUUUUAAGCACUAACACCAUUAACUAAUUAGAGCAUAAAAUCCUUUAAAGGUGUUAAAUAUUGAAAGCCUCCAGGCAUAUUAUAAUGUUUUCUGAGACCUAAUUUUAAGUAUCUGGCAUAAACGUUUUAACACAUUAAAAACUUUUUAACACACUAAUGCGAGCUUUCUGGAAAGUAGCCUAUUAAUAAACGUUCAGUCAGAGUUCAAUCAGUUCUUGGGCUGCCAUAGACCUGAACGCCAGCUCACAUGGACAGACUGGUAAAAGUGGGGAAAGAAUGCCAUGGAUUUGUUCAUUCUGAACAUCAUGGUCAUUAUUUAUCCAGAAAUUGGUUUUGAGAUCUAGCUUUUCUUUCUUUCAUGUUUCAUUGAUUUAUAUACACAGACAAAGUUGACCUGAAUUUGAUUAUAAUUCGGAUGCAAGAAACACUUGGACUGGUGCCAAAUUUGAAUACAACAAAGGAUACUGAUAAAAUGACCACAGUGUACUUUAUUAAAUGAAUUUGGUACUUUGUGUUGCAUUAGAAUCAAAUAAAAAUUUACAAAAAUCCAAUAUAUACAAAAAUGUAAUGUUCUUUUUUACUCCUCAAUUUACAAUAAAAUCAGAUAACAGAUUCAAUGCAUUUUGAGCACUUAAGACUUUCAUCACACAAUGCAACUUACUCAAUAGACCAAUAAUGAACAGUUUUUUUAAUCAUUUUGCUUUUUUUCAUUUAAUACAUCACAUACACCACACUAGUUUUAUCUGAAUUACGCCAAAUGUAACAUCCAUUCCUAUGGCGUUGUCCACUACUCGACGGACACCCUUUAUAGUCAGGACUUGAAAAGGAAUGUUCUUUUAAACAUGUACAUUUACAUACAUUUAUUUACAGUUAAACAGCCAUUUGUAGUUGCUAGUGGUGAGGUUCCAUUGCAACUAAAAUACCGAAAACACCUGUACAUCAUUUUAGGUCAAACCUAACUCAAUGCAUCUAUCCAAAAUUCAUCAGUCUACUGUGCUUGUACUAAUUCCGUGCUCUGGUGUUAAAUACAAUCAGCCCUAGACCUGUAUAUGUAUUUUCCCCCAUGACACUAUCAUAUCUAAUUAUCUAGCUCUAAUCGUGAGGGACAAUCAUGUAAUCGUUAUUCAAUAAAACAACUCCAGCCUUCGACUCAUGCCGGCGCAUAUGCGUGAAAAUAAAAAAAAAAGAAAUACCAUCACACUUUCUUCAUGCUUUCCCAGUUGAUUACAUCAGUAGUUUAAUAACUUCACAACUUGUAAAACCGCUGUUCAUAACCAGAGAAACAUCCAUGCUGUCGUCACUUCUUCCAUUCAUGAGACUGCGAUUACAGACGUGCUAAUCAGCUUCCUUUCCCAAUUUGAAAUCUGCCUGUGGCAGUAAGCACAGUAACUGGAAUCAAAGCAUAACCACCAUUCCGCUGUUGGCCCCGCUGACAGCAAGCACACCAUCGGUGGCAUGGGAUAGCAAAGAAGGAAAGAAACCUCCAGUGAAGACAAACGACAAAAGAACCUAAGUUUCUUUAAGGCAGUCUAACCCUACAGAAGCAGCGUGCGUGGUCGCGGUGUGUAUUACUGGUCUCCCUGACUGUUGUGGGUUGCAUCUGAAAGUAUCUGAAGUCCUGGUUUUGAACUCUGCUUUUUUUGGAUGGGCUGGGGGUAAACAGGACAACCUCUGCCUCUUAUGCCUUCCGGGCAUGCUGGGCCUUAAUAGAGGGGAGCUCUCUGUUAACUACCAGACAGCAGUCACAUCUACCCAACCCUCAGGCAGAGCAUGUCCUGUUUACUAUCCCAUAUUGAGGUAGGUUAUCUGUAUACUUUUAUUCAUAGAGCAAAUGUGGUAGUUCGUGGUAUCAUAUAUUUAGGGUAAACCCAAGUACACAGUUCAAACUGGAAGUGCAAAGAAAUCAGAUCACAAUUUUUUAUAAUCAACU
Molecule: messenger RNA, 4337 nt
Organism: Electrophorus electricus (electric eel)
Lineage: Eukaryota; Metazoa; Chordata; Actinopteri; Gymnotiformes; Gymnotidae
Gene: tmem68
Product: transmembrane protein 68
Cellular component (GO): membrane
Molecular function (GO): acyltransferase activity
Source: RefSeq, a predicted model, not a curated record